UUUCUUCCUAUAAAAUGGAAACAGAUGCCUCUGUGUUACUUCAGUCUGUCGUUUUACCUUCAGUGGUAAACGAAGCAGCCAUGUCUCCUCCUUCAAAACCAGCUAGAAGCCAUAAACAACCAAUAACACUCUCUAUUGGCAAUACACUCAACAGUAGUGCUAACUUUUAUGAUAUUCCAGUUUGACACUUUUAACGAUCUACUCGAGCGCCAUGUGCCCCCUCAUGAGAGACCUCAACGUGAUAUUGAAUCAGACAAGACUAUCAAAGGACCUGAAGCAAUGGUGAUGAACAACAUGUGGCGAUCCAUAGCCAAGUAUGCUAGACAACAGAUCAUGCAGUCCGAUCCUACUCAAGUACAAGAUAUACUCAAGCUAUGGCAUAUGCGUUUAUUAGCCCUGACCAAGCUUGGCUUAUGUCAAUUAGCUUCGGCCGAAUUUGAGAAACUCGGUGAUCUGGACCGACCUGAGUUGACUGACCCUGUUACCCAUGUAUCCAUUGUACCUUUUGAACUUCGUAUGUUGUUCGCUACCUUACCGUCUCAUCUGAAAUACCCUGCACUUGCACUUGAACGAAUUACCUUGUUGGUUGUUUACUGCAAAAAAAUGCAACGACAAUCCGACGAUAGUGUAUGGAAACAACGAGAGAUUCAGACCUAUCUUGUGUUGGCCACUCAUUGGAUUCAUAUCAAGGAUUAUUCGUCUGCUGCAAACACGAUGGAACUCAUCUUGACAAAGGCACCCGAUCAAGUGGACGUCUUGUCAGGUCUAGGUCGACUGUAUUUACAAAUGGGCGAUAUGGAGUCUGCAAAUCGUAUGUUUGAUCGUAUGGAAGCAUUGUACGGAGAACAAGAUCAUGUAAAAGAAGCAUUAGAGACCAAUAGAGCACUCGCUUAUAUGGCACAAGGUGAAUGGAGCCAAGCAAGAGAUAUAUUACAAAAGAACAAGGAUAAUUUGAUGGCCAUGAAUAAUUUAGGUGUUUGUGAAGUCUAUCUUGGUCAUUUAGCCAAGGCGAUUGAUACUCUAGAGACAUUGACAGCCAAUAACCCUACUUCAGCAGGUACUUGCGAAACAGCCAUUACAAACAUGUGUACAUUAUACGAAUUACGCUAUGAAGAUGCUACAGAAAAAAAGGUUCAAGCCAUGAAGCAAGUAGCCAGAUGGGCUGGUGAUUCAUUUCAGGCAGAUUGCCUUAAACUGCUUUAAUAAAUUGAGUGCCUCUGUCUAACCCACAAGCUUCUUCAAUACGCUUCUUUAAGUGAGACCAAAAUGCUUCAAAUUGUGCUUUGUUGCCUCCCUCUAACCAACAGAUUUGAAGAAAACUAUCAGUUUCUGAUGCACUAAAAGACAUAACAAGAGAAAACACAAAGGGCUCUUCUAAAUCGUCUAAUGUCUUUUGUCGUUUGCGUUGUCUACGGGCUGCUCUUGACCAUGUAUUUUUAGUAGCUGUGCAUUGUAGUGUCC
Messenger RNA from Gilbertella persicaria, 1461 nucleotides. RefSeq lists its product as uncharacterized. The record is from RefSeq and is a predicted model, not a curated record. Gene Ontology annotation, molecular function: protein binding. Gene Ontology annotation, cellular component: TRAPP complex; Golgi apparatus. NCBI's taxonomy places the organism in Eukaryota, Fungi, Mucoromycota, Mucoromycetes, Mucorales, Choanephoraceae. The coding region runs from base 169 to 1203 and encodes 344 amino acids. The transcript has 4 exons.